UGGAAAAAAAGAAAAAGAUGUCACCCCGUCGAUCGAAACAGCGAGGCGGAGCCACGAACCGCGGCCGACCGGGAGCCCUGUAACUGGGGGACGAGCUGUACGCAACGCCGAGGCUUGGGAGCCCGACGCUGCGGCCUUCUUGUUCCUCUCUCCUUCCUCCGGAGCUCCUGCUCGGCUAUGACCGCGCGACGUCCCGCUCCUCUUCCGCCGGCACAUUAUCUCCUCUUUUUUAUUUGUUUGCAUGCAAUUUCACCAUUUUUAAAAUUUUAGUCCAGUAGACAUUAAGCAAAUUUUAUUGAAAGAAUGCUCCAUUAAAAAAACAACCAUGGCAUCAAAAGCGUUUUGGCGCCAACGGAAAUUAAUGAAUGACUUAGAGAAGCUGAAUAUCGUCCAAUAAAGCGGACAGGUGCGGAGGAGACUCAGGCCUCAGGUUCCCCCCCCUCCACCCCCCCCCCCCCCCCCUCCACCUCCUCUGGGAGCCGCUGAGGUUCAAGAUGGACACCUCCUGGAGUAACUUCCUCUUUCAGACUCCGGCCCAGGAGGCUCCUCCCCUUCAGUCCGAUCUGCUCUCCGGUUCGGCUCCUUCGGCCGAUCACGUCGUCACGCCGCCGUCCACCGUGGACACGGCCGCGCUGAGCGAGGAGCCGCUUCCUGUCAAGCUGCAGGUGAAGCCCGGCCGCCCCGCCCACAUCUGCUCCACCUGCAACAAGGAGUUCAAGAACAGCUACAACCUGCGGCGCCACCAGUCGGUGCACACGGGCAUCAAGAUGAAGGACCGCGCCGCCCGCGAGAAGGAGGACGGAGGCCGAGGGGGUCGGGUGGAGAAGCAGACCGUCCCGCUGUCUCUCCUCCACCUCGCUCUGCCACCUCCUCCUUCUCCUGCCGCCCCGGAGCCCCGCCCCCAGCACGCCAACCAGGAGGGCCAGCUGCGCUCCGUGUCCGUCGCCCUGGGUAACGCCGUCACGGCCGCAGCGCCUCCGCCCACCCAGGCGGCGGCGGUGGUGGUGGUGGUGGGCUCCGUGGAGCAGAACCCGCCCCCCCACCCGGUGAGGAAGAACCACGCCUGCGAGGCGUGCGGGAAGGCCUUCCGGGACGUGUACCACCUGAACCGCCACCGCCUGUCGCACUCUGACGAGAAGCCGUACUGCUGCCCCGUGUGCCAGCAGCGCUUCAAGAGGAAGGACCGCAUGAGCUACCACGUGCGCUCGCACCAGGGCGGCGUGGAGAAACCCUACGUGUGUCCGCACUGCGCCAAGGCCUUCUCUCGGCCGGACCACCUCAGCAGUCACGUCCGACAGGUGCACUCCACAGAGAGACCCUUCAAGUGCACGACGUGCACGUCGGCGUUCGCCACGCGGGAUCGUCUCCGCGCUCACCUGAUCCGCCAUGAGGAGAAGGUACCGUGUCACAUCUGUGGGAAGCUGCUGUCGGCCGCCUACAUCACCGACCACAUGAGGGUCCACAACCAGGCGCAGCACCACGCCUGCCACCUCUGCAACCGCAGCUUCACCACGCUCACAUACCUGAGGGUCCACGCUCAGAAGCACCACGGCCAGGAGUGGAAGGAGAGCGGGGGGGCUCGGGGGGGCUUCGGCGGGGCGGGGGCUGGCGGCGUGCUGCUCUGCCAGCUGUGCGGCGUGCAGUGCAAAACGGCCACGCAGCUGCAGGGUCACAUGGGCACCCACGCCCAGCAGGGCGAGACGGGCCCGGACCCCGAGGCCGGCGCCGUGUCCAGCGCCAGCGCGGUGGGACUGCUGGCAGCGGACUGCUCCGGCAUCGGGCCCCCGGCCCACAGCGAGCACGCUGGGGGGCGAUGACAUCAUCCAGCCAUACCACGGACUGAGAGAAGCCUCCUUCACCUCCGUCAGCAGGGAACACACACACACACACACACAGACACACACACAGACACACACACACACACACACACACACA
Molecule: messenger RNA, 1935 nt
Organism: Pseudoliparis swirei
Lineage: Eukaryota; Metazoa; Chordata; Actinopteri; Perciformes; Liparidae
Product: myc-associated zinc finger protein-like
Exons: 8
Coding region: 495-1817 (440 amino acids)
Cellular component (GO): nucleus
Source: RefSeq, a predicted model, not a curated record